This is a messenger RNA of Lagopus muta (rock ptarmigan), 2564 nucleotides long. RefSeq names its product heparan sulfate 6-O-sulfotransferase 3 (gene HS6ST3). The transcript is spliced from 2 exons. Lineage: Eukaryota; Metazoa; Chordata; Aves; Galliformes; Phasianidae. The record is from RefSeq and is a predicted model, not a curated record. Gene Ontology annotation, molecular function: heparan sulfate 6-sulfotransferase activity. Bases 1 to 1245 code for a protein of 414 amino acids. Gene Ontology annotation, cellular component: membrane.
AUGGACGAGCGCUUCAACAGGUGGCUGCUGCCGCCGCUGCUGGCGCUGCUCUUCCUGCUCAUCGUCUACCAGUACGUGUCGCCCGCCUGCCCCGGCGCCGCCUGCCCCCGCCGCCCGCCCGUCUCGGCCCCCGCCGCCCGCCGCGAGGAGCAGCCGGCGGAGCGGGACGAAGAGGAGGCGGCGGCCGCCGUGCCGCGGCUGGAGCCCAAGUUCCCGUUCGCGCGGGGGGAGCUGUGCCGGAGGGUGCGCUUCGACAUGCGGGGCCGCGACGUGAUCGUCUUCCUGCACAUCCAGAAGACGGGCGGCACCACCUUCGGGCGGCACCUGGUGCGCAACAUCCGUCUGGAGCAACCCUGCUACUGCCGCGCCGGGCAGAAGAAGUGCGCCUGCCACCGCCCGGGCGGCGAUAAGGACACCUGGCUCUUCUCCCGCUUCUCUACAGGCUGGAGCUGCGGGCUGCACGCCGACUGGACCGAGCUCACCAGCUGCGUGCCCGCCGCCAUGGAGCGCCGCGGCUGCGCCGGCAACCGCACGCUCAGGAACUUCUAUUACAUCACAAUGCUGAGGGAUCCAGUAUCACGAUACUUGAGUGAAUGGAAGCAUGUCCAGAGGGGUGCAACGUGGAAAACUUCCCUUCAUAUGUGUGAUGGAAGAAGCCCAACACCAGACGAGCUACCAACCUGUUAUGAAGGAGAUGACUGGUCUGGAGUCAGUUUACGGGAGUUCAUGGACUGUAGCUACAACUUAGCCAACAACCGCCAGGUGCGCAUGCUGGCAGAUCUCAGCCUGGUGGGAUGCUACAACUUGACUUUUAUGAACGAGACUGAGAGAAACGUGAUUCUUCUCCAAAGCGCCAAGAACAAUCUGAAAAAUAUGGCCUUCUUUGGGCUUACGGAAUUUCAGAGGAAAACACAGUAUCUCUUUGAGAGGACAUUCAACCUGAAAUUCAUUUCCCCAUUCACCCAAUUCAACGUCACACGGGCCUCCAAUGUGGACAUCGGAGAGGAUGUGCGGCAACGGAUAGAGGAGCUGAACUUCUUGGACAUGCAGCUUUAUGACUACGCCAAGGACCUGUUCUUGCAGCGCUUUCAGUACUCCAAGCAAGAGGAGCAUCAGCUGAACCGCCUAAAGAGGCGAGAGGAGCGGAGACUGCUGCGGGAGCAGAGAGCUCACCAGUGGCCAAGGGAAGAGGCGGCAGAAGUAGCUGUUACUGAAGAUUACAACAGCCAGGUUGCACGGUGGUAACACUCCUCCAUCUUGCCUAACCCAUGGGAGGAUCAAAGAGGCUGAUUCUUUGUGCAGUUCAGCUGCCUGGAAGUCGGCCAAGGAAAGCCACCCACCAUGGUAAAUGAUACAGCAUCUGACAGCUAACCUUCCUUGUCUCAGUUUUUCUUGCUUUCUGUCAGUAAGAAGAAUAUAUUUUUUUUUCUCCGUGUACUUUAAUUAGUGUUAUUAAUCGCAGUAGAAGAGAUUCCUAUCCAAACAGACUUCCUUCAAAACCCUAAGCUGUGAGAAUGGGUUGAAGAGAGGGCUGUGUCUAUGGCAUUAACAGACGUACCCUCUACAAUCUGAGCUACCAAAACUUGUGCAGACAUGAAUCAAAAUUGGAAAAAAAAAAUUUUUGUUUUGAUUCCUCUGUGUUGUGAGAGCUGGUUUAUUUCAUAUUGUCCUUUGCAAUUGUAGUGUGUAGUUUCCUAGUGAAUGAAAUGGAGGUAAACAUAUUGCCCUUCAAACUUCUACAUGCUGGGUUUUGAUUAAGGAAAGAAUUUGCUGAGGUGAUUAAAAAAGACAUAGGAAAUGUGGGAUUGGUGUAGUGCUUGUUCUUUUCUGUAAACCUGCAGAGAUCAGAGGUCAGAGAUCAUUUGUAAGCAAAUUGAUGGGGGGUUAGUUUAUUUCUCUGCAGAUGUUAAGGGUAUCAGACUCAGCCAGGUAGCAGCCAUCUUUUGAAGUGUGUGCGGCAAAGGGAAAGCUGGAAUGCAAAAACUGGGAAAUGAGGACCUUGCUGCAGCUGGCCACACACUGCCAACAUUAUCUGGCUGUAGGCAAUGAAAUCAGCCUUCACAUUCACAGAAGGUGAAGAGGGGCUAAGUGAACUACAGGAGAGAGGAAAGACAGAGCAGGAGAAGCUUGAAUAUUAGUGGGACAUUUUCUACAUUUGCUGCAAAAGCCUGGAGAUGUAUUGUCUGUGAAGACAGGCAGGUUUAUGAUAUUGUCUGUUAAAAUACAUUAAUGCCAAGUGAGCACAAUUUGGUUUUCUCUCUAACUAUGGUAGUAGCUACAAAAAAAAACCCUCAGCUUUUGUUUUUAUAGAUACAUAGUAGAUAUUUGGGAAGGCUUGAUAUUCAUUAUUCUGUAUGAAGAUUCUUUGUAAAUUAGUUGUUUUCAUGAAGAGAGGUCUGUAUCUGGUUUUAUUCCUUGUCCACAAAAAGAUUCAGUGGAUUCUUUGUCCACACAUUACAUUCUUAACUGCACCUAUUUAUUCUGAUCUUUUUUUCUUGAUUCUAUUUGUAAUAGUGGAACUUUGAAAAGAGGGUCCUGUGCAUCAGAGAUCUUUUGAGGGAGUU